UCGUUUCGUUCUUCGCUUUCCAUUCUCCUCCCCUCUCGCCUUUCCGACUCUUUUCUUUUGGAUCUGGGUGGUCAAGAUCUGCUUGGAAACUCGAGCUGCCUUAGUCUGAGCUUCAUUGUUACUCCCGUCGUUCGAGUUCAUUCCAAACUCGAGCCUUGUCAAUUGACUAUCUCAAAACUCGCUUUGAUCAACGAAGCCAGUUUCUAUAUCCUACCUCGACGAAUAUCUCUGGGAGACCAUCGUCCUGUUAGAGUAUACACAUAACAAUGGAGUGCCUCAAGAACAAUUUUGUUGAAGGCCAGCUGUUGGACGGACGGUUCCGCACCGUCGCUCCUCUGAACCAUGGCUCUUUUGGCAUGGUCUUCCUCGCAACUGAUCUGCAGACCGGUCAAGAUGUCGCCAUCAAGUGCAUGACCAAAUCCUCCUCGGGAGACCCGUUGAACCCUUCCCCAUAUGAUGCUCGCACCGAAGAGCUGGAAUGCCACAAGCGUCUCAGGUUCCAUCCGAACAUCGUCAACCUCAUUCACUCCUUCGAAACCGAUGCUCACAUGUAUCUUGUUUUGGAGUACUGUUCGAAUGGUGACCUGUACGAGGCAAUCCGACUCAACCGUGGCCCUCUGGAGACCGAGCACGUGCGCGACUUCAUGCUGCAACUCGUGAGCGCUGUGGAAUUUAUGCACGCGAACGGCUUGUAUCACCGUGACAUCAAGCCCGAAAACAUCUUCUUGAUGCAGGACGGUUCCAUGAAGCUGGGUGACUUUGGCCUGGCGACUCGGGAGGCUUGGUCCCACGAGGCCUGCGUUGGCAGUGAUCGUUACAUGGCUCCCGAGCAGUACGACCCCUCCACCAUCGGUUAUUCCCCCGCCAAAGCCGAUAUCUGGGCGAUCGGAAUCUGUCUUCUCAAUGUUCUCUUUGCACGGAAUCCCUUUGCCACGCCGACGGAGUCCGAUAUCCUGUACGCCGACUACGUUCGGGAUCGCCAAUCCUUGUUCGACAUCUUCCCCAACAUGUCUCAGGACACUUUCGAGAUUCUGAGGACCGCUCUUGCAAUUGAUCCCACGAAGCGUUCCCUUUCUGGCAUUCGCGAAGCUAUCUUGCGUGCUGUCACGUUCACUACAGAUGAUGACGCGCUGGACGAGUUCUGCACGGACGACCGCGAGGUGGUUGCCGCCAGUGCCAACCGGGAGCCGCUUCGGACUCCCUCCAUCCAGAGCCCUCACAUCAACCAGGGCGACUCCUUCCCUUGGGCCAAAGCUCUUCAAGCCAGCCCACCCCAGACCUUCCGGCAGCUCUCUGCGAUCCCCGACAACGAGAGCUACACCGAAGAUCUCUUCCCACCCUCGGAGAUUGCCGGCACUUCGUGGUUCUCUGUCCACCAGGGUACCCCAUCUAUGGCUUCGGUUUUGGAGUCCGCUAUGGGCGAUUCCUUCCGGUCACCCCCGUUGUUCCGCAAGAACGAGAUUCGAUUCCCGCCCCCCUCCGAUCCCGUUCCUAUCACUGGCUCUUUGCCCAGCAAUGCUACCAAGCCCUUGCCUUCUCUUUCCAUGGUCUUUGGUAAGAAGAAGGAAGAGCAGAUCUCAAAGAGCUGGAGCGAUCUCUGGGACGAGGAAGAGGAAUCUGAAGCUGAGGACUUGUCUUUCCAGCAGCGUCGCGAGCAGAACUCACGCAGCUGGAGCCAUGAAAGCAGCACACCAGAGCUUCGGGGACCCUUGACUGGCCUGCACGAAGUGGUCAACAACUCCCUCCUCAAUGUCCGCGCACAACAAAUGGAAACGUCUCACGAAGAUUCCGAGAAGCUUGUUGCUAAGUCCUGGGAUCCGCGGGCGGGAAUCACUGCUAUCAAAACCCCUCCUCGCACUCCGGACAGUUCCCCACAGAAAUCGAGUCUCGAUAAGUGGUCGGCCCUGGGUGAUCGCCGGAGGAACUUCAAAUCUCCGGAGACUGCUUCCAGCAAGAAGUUCUCGAGCAACAUGAGUUGGAGGAAGGAUUGGGGACUCGGAUCUUCUGGCUUCGACUAUGGCUCAUGGGCCAAGAAAGACACGUUUUCUCCGGAUCGUGAGCGUCGUCGUCGUCCCUUCCAGGAGAAGGGCCGGCGCCGAGAUGCCUGGGAGUCGCCCAAGGCCGCCAGUACCAAGGUUCCGAACCACUACGAUGGCAGCGUCGACGAAGAUCUCGAUCUCGUCGGUGGCUGGCACGACCUUCAUCUGUAAGGAGCAUCGCCUCACCCCUGGUGUCGGCGCCCGACGUUCCUCUCCAUUCUAUUGUACCGUCCAAUGUCGCUGAGAAGAGCAACCCAAUAAUAAAUAAACAUUCAACAAAUACUCCGACUUGUUUUGUC
Molecule: messenger RNA, 2338 nt
Organism: Aspergillus homomorphus CBS 101889
Lineage: Eukaryota; Fungi; Ascomycota; Eurotiomycetes; Eurotiales; Aspergillaceae
Product: putative serine/threonine protein kinase
Exons: 1
Coding region: 267-2210 (647 amino acids)
Biological process (GO): protein phosphorylation
Molecular function (GO): ATP binding; protein kinase activity
Source: RefSeq, a predicted model, not a curated record